GCAGCUCCAUCUUUGCCAGUUGUUGGCGGGAGGGGGAGAUGAUGAGGGCGUGGAAGUGCGCCGCGCGCACCGAACAUCAUAACAUUCUUGGGAGAAGGAGCAGUCAGUCUACAAUUACUCCGCUCGCUCUGCCGGUAGUAACCGGACCCUGCGACGUCCUCCUCCGGAGCCGGGAGAAAGUUGGGGAGGGAAAAGGGGAGGAGAGGAAUUAUUGGGGAAGGGAAUGUGUUUUUCUUUCCUCUGAGGUUCGGCUAGGAACCCCUACGCCCAUCAGCAUCAGGGGAAUUUAACAGUUCGACUCGCAUUGGUUUGAGGUUUAGAAUUUCUACCUAGCUUGAACAAUACGAGCUGAACCUCGGAGCACGGACGGUACCACAUCUUUAGAUAACUUUGACGUUCCCCACCAGCCCCGUGGCAUCUACAUUCCUGGGUGGCACGGUGUUUAGCUGUCUUUGUGUGAUUUCGCCUUUCAUGGAAACGACGGACUCGGACCCCACGGUCACCACGGAAUAGCGGCGGCAGCAUCCGGAGCGCACGCAAAAUUUCAAGGCAAAUUUACACAACCCUUUCUCAUGUGGCGAGUGGGCAGCGAUUGACCCUGGGAUUUAUUCGCGAUGGCCGCUUCGGGCGGACCGAAGAGCGAGAAGUUGGACGAAGCGCAAGCUCUGGCUCGGAGCUGCGCCGGCAGACCGGACUUUCUUCCCUGCGACGGGCUGUCCAUAUGCGCCACGCACAGUCACGGAAAGUGCUUCAAGCUGCACUGGUGCUGUCACUUGGGAUGGUGUCAUUGUAAAUACGUGUACCAGCCCAUGACCACAGUGGUCCAGCUGCCCAGCACCCCAGUGCCUGCGACCCCGUCUGGGCACGCUCAGACCGUCAACCUGUCCAUGUCACUGGCGGAGCGCUUCCUGCGCAACGCGCCCGCCUUCCGCGCCCCGCCGUGCCUCGACUCGCCCAAGUUCUGCGUCAUCUCCGACCUGUUCGUCGACGACUACGUGGUGAAGCGCAUCAACGGCAAGAUGUGCUACGUGCAGCGAGCGCCAGCGACUCCCACCUCGCAGCCCCCACCACCUCCUCAUCCUCAGCCACAAGCCGCUCCUCCUCCUUCUUCCUCCUCUGCCUCCUCCUCCCCUUCCCAGAAUCCCUCACUUCCCCCGCAGCCCCUCCACCACCGAGCGCCAAAGCAGGUGACCCCACAGAGGGAGCGUCCCGGAACCAAACACCACAACCACCAACACCACCACCACCACCACCACCACCACCACACGGGGGACAAGUGCAAGCCUGCCACUGUGGUGGUGGGCCCCAAGAUGGACCACUGCUCCUCGCCCUCCAGCUCCGAGGACUCUGGCAUCAACGCCCUGGGUGUGCACUACAUGGAGUCGUGUGACGAGGACUCCUGUGAAGACGACGAGGAUGACGAUGAGGACGACGACGACGAUGAGGAUGAUGAUGACGAAGACGAGCUGAGUAGCGACGGGGGCGACUCCAGCCCCACCAGCCUGUGGGAACAAGAUGGCUGCACGCUCCUCUCGCCCUCCAAGUCCAUCGUGGAGAUCAUCGAGAAGAUCGAGACGACUGUUUGACGACCCGUGUUAUUGCCCCCACCCCCUUCACAAAGCACAUACGUACAUCCGAGAUGGGCAACCUGGAUUCAUUAGUUCCACAUAUUCCAAAUGACCUGGCUUUACACUCUCAGAAAUAAAGGUACAGAAUUCGUCGCUGUGGCAGUACCCUCAAGGGGAGUACCAUUGCGUCGCUUGAUUGGUACCCCAAAAAAGAGGUGCGUUCAGUUUCUUGCAAUGUCGACCGAUGUGCAUCUGUCACCUCUUUUUUGAGGUAC
Molecule: messenger RNA, 1843 nt
Organism: Engraulis encrasicolus (European anchovy)
Lineage: Eukaryota; Metazoa; Chordata; Actinopteri; Clupeiformes; Engraulidae
Gene: c12h3orf70
Product: chromosome 12 C3orf70 homolog
Exons: 3
Coding region: 615-1586 (323 amino acids)
Biological process (GO): nervous system development
Source: RefSeq, a predicted model, not a curated record